Molecule: messenger RNA, 1391 nt
Organism: Volvox carteri f. nagariensis
Lineage: Eukaryota; Viridiplantae; Chlorophyta; Chlorophyceae; Chlamydomonadales; Volvocaceae
Exons: 2
Coding region: 169-1014 (281 amino acids)
Biological process (GO): fatty acid beta-oxidation
Cellular component (GO): mitochondrion
Molecular function (GO): enoyl-CoA hydratase activity
Source: RefSeq, a predicted model, not a curated record
CUGCGGUACUACAUGUAAAGCUGAGCAGCUGGUUAUGCAGCAUCUUUCCCAGACUACUUCGCCGGCAUCGACAAGUUCUGUCCUGUGACUUGCCACCUAGCGUGUGCUCAUCGGCUUCGACACGAAGAUCUACCCAGUGUCUGUCCUGCGAGCGCGGAGCCCAGUUCUAUGGCAACUUCUGUCAGUUUCGGCCAGUCUCCUGGGAAGACCAAUUUCGUCCAUGUUGAUGUGCAUCCUGGCGGCAUUGCAUUGGUUACCGUAGCCAAGGAGCCGGUGAACUCCAUGGAUCUGGCGAUGUGGGCGCGUCUCGACCAGGUCCUGAUGGAGCUCGAGACGAAUCCCGCCGUCAACGCUGUGAUAUUCGCUUCGGGCCUAAAGCGUGAUGUGUUCUCUGCCGGCAAUGAUUUGAUGGAACUGUACGCACCCAAGACGACGUCUGAGCGCUACGCAAGAUUUUGGACCACACAGAAUGCCUUUCUCGUGCGUUUAUAUCGAUCCCGGCUUGUAACGAUAGCUGCGAUUCGCGGUGCAUGUCCUGCAGGUGGAUGUGCCAUAUCCUUGUGCAGCGACGUGCGUCUCAUAACACCUGAAGGCGUGAUGGGCUUAAACGAGGUGCAGCUGGGCAUUCCAGUCCCCAAGUUUUGGGGUCUUUUGAUGGGCCGGGUGAUCGGGCCCAAGGUCGCGGAGAGCGUGUUACUGUCUGGGAGGAUGGUGCCCGCGGCUGAGGCGAAGCAGUUAGGUCUCGUGGAUAGUGUCGUGCCGGCUGAUAGGUUGAUCGAGGAUGCACUCGUCGCCGCACGCCAAGCAUGCAAAGCGCCUUCUGCCGCACGUGCGGCAACAAAGGCGUUGCUCCGAGAGGAAUUCUGCAAGGCGUGGGAAGGUUUUUAUCCCACGGAGCAUGAAUAUGGUUGGAAGUAUUUGAGCAGUCCCUCCACGAUUGCUGUUCUGGAGGGUGCGAUGAAACGCCUUUCAUCUAAAGCCGCUCCUAAGCAGGAGGUGGCCUCAAAACUCUAGUCUUGUGCUGUACUUUGUGCUUAUGUACGCUGUAUUUUUUUCAACUGCAGUGACUUGUAUAAUAAUAUGCCCGUCAAAUUUCUGGGGAUUUUUGCUGUGUCAAUAUUAUAAUUGACAUUUUUUUCCUUGGCUGCAUUAUGAACAUCUCAGAUGCAAGUCCAAAUCAUUGAGCUGAGCUAAUUGGUCGGCUCGUUACGCGUACUCGUUUGAUCGUCAUCGUUAUAUGAAAGUAGCAUUCUGCCUCUAAUGUUGUUGCGGGAAUUGUGGGAAGUAGACACACGUUGUCAAUAUAUAAACUUCUGGUGAAUUACCGUUAUACGGGUACCAAUGUAACAUGACUGCAAAGCCUACUCAAUGAAUGUAACAAGGGAUAGAGU